Messenger RNA from Hyaloscypha bicolor E, 753 nucleotides. RefSeq lists its product as uncharacterized. NCBI's taxonomy places the organism in Eukaryota, Fungi, Ascomycota, Leotiomycetes, Helotiales, Hyaloscyphaceae. The annotation marks the transcript as partial. The transcript has 2 exons. The record is from RefSeq and is a predicted model, not a curated record.
GAAACUAGGGGUAGUAAAAGAGAGGGUGCCUCUUAUCUGGAUAACGAGGAUAUUUUUUUAGCCUGCCGUACUUGGUUAAUUAAUCAAGAGCUUGGAAUGAUAUUACCAAACGAUUUCCUAAAUACUAUUAAUCAGGAGAUUUUACCUCGAUUAUUAUUAAUAAUGGAAAAGCCUAUUGCCCGCAGUAUAGCUUACUUAUGGCUCCCUAGGCUCGGCUUUUAUUGCCAUGAGACUAAGAAAGGGCUUUAUGUGGAUGGAUACGAAUGCCCUAAUGUGAUUGAGUAUUGUCAAGAGGUGUUUUUACCCUUAAUGAAGGAGCUUUUAUCAUAUAUAGUACACGUAAUGUACUUCCACGAUGAGAGCUGUUUCCAUGGAUUUGACUAUAAAAAGAGCCUCUGGCUAGCAGAUAAUCAGCAAAAAAUGCCCGGAAAGAGCAAAGGGAGGCUAAUUCACGAUUCUGAAUUUAUAGGCCCUGAGGGGCGUAUUAGGGUACCAAAUAAUAAAGGCAUUUUUAUCCCGGACGAUCCUAAUUUGGAUGCCCGUUAAAUUAUAUAUCCAGGCUCAAAUGGGGACCCCUGGUGGGAUAUAAAACAGCUACUGGUACAGAUUACUAGGACGCUCGAUAUAUUUGAACAGAAGCACCCAAACUGUAUAGCUGUUCUAAUAUUUGAUCAGUCUUCUGCACACGCUUCGCAUGGCGAAGGUGCACUAAACGCCUUUGGUAUAAAUAAGGGAUCAGGGGGGGUUGAAAAG